UCGGUCAGCGCCCUGGCAGGCAGACCAGAACCAGCUGAUAGCAGCCCUGAUAUUGUGGUUUUUCAGCUGCUGUUAAUCUCAACAUCAUAAGGCUGUAAAUAUGUGUUGGUGGGAACGCUGUGGCAUCAGGUGUCAGGAAUUAACUUCUGAGAGUUUUGGAUUUCAUCUGUUGAUAUGAUCUGCAAUUUCCCUCACAUGUGAGAAAUGUCAGCUGCUCCUCGUGACUGCAGCAACGACACCUCGCUCCCCAUGUGCAAUGAGGAGUCGGCGGGUCCACUCGCUGUAAUCAUCAUCCCUUCUCUGUUGGCUCUGAGCACACUUUUAGGAGUUGCUUUGAUUUUAUGCAGUCUCCAUAAGAACAAACAGAGACGACAGAGCACCUCAGCUCAUUUAACAAAUGGCCAGCAAAGUGUAUCCCCGGCUACAGCUGCUGUGAGCACUCCAAAGGUCCAGGCAGCUUUGUAUCCCUGGGAGAUCCCUGAAGAGUGUGCUCUAGAGGGACUAGAGUUUUGGCAGACAGGUCGCCAUGGCCCCAUUUGUAAAGGUCUGCUGAAGAAGAGAGACGGAGCCUCCUCUGCUGUGGUGGUGAAGUCUCUCCGAGAUGGUCCCAACCGGCCUGAAGCUAAGGAGUUUGUGGACUGGGUCCUGUUCCACGCCACAGUGUGUAAACAUGAGAACGUGGUGCGAAUGUUGUACUGUCAGACCAAGCGUCUACCCAUGUAUCUGGUCUUAGAUGCCUACAGCCCAGGAAACCUCCUUCACUUCCUCUGGACACUCAGAAAUGUAACGAAGAAUUCCAAUACUGUGGAUCCAUUGCUGAACUUCUCUGAGAGGUCAGUGUUUCUGGUGGCAAAGCAGGUUGCAGCUGGCCUGGAUUAUCUGAUGUCCCAGCACAGGCUGGUGCAUGGUGAUGUUGCUGCCAGGAACAUCUUAAUUGGCCCAGGCCUCUCAGCCCGGGUGUCUGGCCUGGGCAUGGCAUUUGGAGGACGCAGAUCGGAUCCACCAAUUAGGGAGAGGGCAGCAGAGGUGCCUCUCAAAUGGCAGGCUCCAGAGAGGAUCAUGAUGCAGCUCAGUAUUGACAGGAGCGACGUGUGGUCAUUUGGAAUCUUACUGUAUGAACUGAUCACCUUAGGCUCUCCUCCGUACCCUGAUCUGGAGCCUCUGUCUGUGCUUCCAAAGCUACAGGGGUCUUAUCGAAUGAAGAGACCAGAGAACUGUGGAGGACCUUUGUACGAUCUGAUGAAGUAUUGUUGGAUGUGGAGUUUCAAAGACCGACCUGCGUUCUCGGCCAUCAUCAAGCUGUUGGAGGCUUCACAGCAUCUGGCCUCUACUAAAGACAUUUGUGUUCCUGAGGUCAUUGAUGUAUUUGAGUACAACAGAAAUGCAGGACUGCUCUCAUAGGCUCAUGUGCUACCAAAAGCGACAAAACCCACCAACCGAGUAUUGCUGAAUUUCUACUAUUAAAUACCAGGGGAAAAUGGG
Messenger RNA from Epinephelus lanceolatus (giant grouper), 1482 nucleotides. NCBI's taxonomy places the organism in Eukaryota, Metazoa, Chordata, Actinopteri, Perciformes, Serranidae. The record is from RefSeq and is a predicted model, not a curated record.